AUGAAAGAUCUGUCUUCCUUCUUCCUCAAGAAACAAUUUCUCGCCUUGAGAAUGCGAGGACGAAGUUCACGUAGCGGCUUUGCGAGCUCUUGUGGUGGCGAUGGCGGCUCGAUUUCCACACUAAAUCAACAUCAAAACACUGAUGUGAGACCAUAUAUCAAACCUGGCAACACUCUUUUUGGUGGAGGGUCGCCGAGAACGUUCGAGGAUAUGAUACUUAAGCUAGAGGUUGAAGAAGAUAUUGUUCGGAGAGCUAGGUUACGUGAAUCUUACUACGGCUCUUUUGAUAAGUGCAUCGACGACGAUGAUAACUUAUAUCAGCCUGUUAGGAUGCCAUGCAUUAACAGUUCCGAUAUUUUAAGGAGUUCAUGA
Eruca vesicaria subsp. sativa (arugula) is the source of this 372-nucleotide messenger RNA. The record is from the annotation of a GenBank genome assembly. NCBI's taxonomy places the organism in Eukaryota, Viridiplantae, Streptophyta, Magnoliopsida, Brassicales, Brassicaceae.